CGCAACAAGUGUUCAGGCCAAGCAUCCAACUCCCUUUCAGAACGCUGCAGCACUCCAUUGGACAGCUGAGUGAGUCAUAAGGUGGAGCGGGGAAGGGCGCGCACCCGCAACGUGGCUAACCUGCGCAGAGCACCGCCCUUUGCACCACCACCAUGCCCUCUGCCACCCAUCCUCGUCGCCGCGGAGCCCGGCCCACCGACGCCGCAAUGACUCCCCUCCUCAUUGACUCUUUCAAGAAGAUGAACAUCCGCAAGGGUGAAACGUUCAACAACGGCACCAAUAAGGACAAGGCUGAGCUGUGGGAUCCGCUAUCACCGUCUAUGCCCUCGCGCUCCACCACCUGCCCCAAGUCUCUCGAAGACUUGCUCAUCGGCUCUGGCGAGCGCCGUACUGCCGAUCUGCUGGAUCGUGUCGACAAGGCUGUCACCCAGAACGCGGAAGCGCUGACCGCGGUGCUUAACGAGCCCGAGGCUCUCCCAGUGCAGGCUCUACUGAGCAUCAUCGACAACGACGUGCCUGCACCCCGUCCGCGUUUACGUCGUCAGCGUCACUCCUCUGAUAGCGGCCUCGGAUCAAGCAUAGAAUCUCUCUCUGCUUCCGCCAAGACAGAGACCGGUGAGACCGAGGCGGAAGCGGAUGAUACCGAUGCAACCUCUGUCGCUUCCGAAGAAGAUCGUGGCUUGAGCAAUUACGCCGCCGAGCAGAUCCACAAGCUCAUCGUCAAGCCCAUUCUCGACGAAAAGGCACUUCAAGAGUUCCAUCCGCUUGUUGAGAGGGUUCCUGAGCGCAUCGGCAACAAGGAUAUUAAGACUCUCCGCGACCUCGAGCGCACCCUCAUCUUUCUCGCUCCGGAUUACGCGCGUACUCCUUCGAAAUACCUACGCUUUUGCGAGCGUACGAUUCGCGUAUUGCACACGACUGUCACAACCCUACACGAGUCCGAUCAGCGCGAGCCGACCGACCGACCGUACACGCAAGGCUACUUCUUUGAUCUCGUGGCGCAGAUUCGCAGAUACGCUCAGAUUCUGGCUGCUACACGCGCAUCCCAAGAGCAAGACAAGACUAAGGAAGGCGACGCAAUGGAGCAGAGCAAGUAUGUUGCUAAGUGUUCAAUGACCAUUGUCAAGUCACGUGCUAACCAUUCAUGCAGGGGCGAGAGUGUUUCACUCCAUGGUGGCAUGAGUCACAAUGGGAAGCCGGCUGAGCUUGUCAGGCAGCUUGCUUCCGCUUCCUCUAACAAGCGUCCAAUGCCCGCCGACCUCACCGACGAUGAAGAUGCUCUCCGCUCCAUGGCACGGCGCAAGAAGGGCGCCAAGCCCGAAAUUCACACGUGUACCCAAUGCGACAAGGAGUUCAAGCGACCUUGCGAUCUCACUAAACACAUCAAAACCCAUGAGAGACCGUGGAAGUGUCGCGAACAAAGCUGCAAGUAUCACGACCUGGGUUGGCCAACGGAGAAAGAACGCGACCGCCACGAGAACGACAAGCAUUCUAACAGCGCUGCGCGCUACUACUGCCAGUUUCAGCCUUGCCCUUACAGCUCCAAGCGUGAGUCAAACUGCAAGCAGCACAUGGAGAAGGCGCAUGGGUGGGAGUAUGUACGCUCGAAGUCCAACGGCAAAGGCAGAGUGCCUAGUGCGAGCACUGGCAGCAUCACGCGCCUGCCGCCGCAAGGCUCAGUUCCGCAGUCACCGGCGGUAUUGACGCCCUACACUCCGAUUGCGCCGUCGCCG
This is a messenger RNA of Baudoinia panamericana UAMH 10762, 1733 nucleotides long. RefSeq lists its product as uncharacterized. The transcript has 5 exons. The annotation marks the transcript as partial. NCBI's taxonomy places the organism in Eukaryota, Fungi, Ascomycota, Dothideomycetes, Mycosphaerellales, Teratosphaeriaceae. The record is from RefSeq and is a predicted model, not a curated record.